Angiostrongylus costaricensis is the source of this 444-nucleotide messenger RNA. The record is from the annotation of a GenBank genome assembly. Lineage: Eukaryota; Metazoa; Nematoda; Chromadorea; Rhabditida; Metastrongylidae.
AUGGAUGCUGCCCAUGCGAAUGCCGAUUGUGCGUUCUUAGGCAAGAAGCCGUUUGGAUUUUUAAUGGCUCUGCAAACGGCGUUCAGUUUAUUCAUCGUCUUACUAGUAGUAUUUGCUCCGUUCGUGUUUGAAGGUGUGAGCUUUGUAAGCGCUUGUGCUUUCACCCUCUUCUGUUCCUCUCUAAUCUACAAUCUGUUUCACAUUAUGGGAUGGAACCGUAAGUUGAUGCUUUAUGACUUCGAAUUCGUACGCCUGAUUAUCACAUAUUUUUUCUUGCUGUACGAUAUUACAUGCGCCGCAAAUGCGUUUAUAUGUCUUCGUCUCGGAAUCCUUCUAUUCAGAGCUGCACCAAAUAGCCAGAUACUUGCCCUGACUACAGUAAUAAUUGAUGGUGACAAAACGUCCAGGUCUGUUGUAGUAUCUUUUCCUGGACUCUUUUCCUGA